AUGUACAGAAGUGUGAAGAUGGAGCUCUUUACAGCUCUAUUGGCUACUUUCAUGGUCCUUGUGGUUAUGACUUACUUGUCAAAAAAGAAACCAUCCACAUACCCACCAGGUCCCAUCAAGUGGCCCUUGGUUGGGACUCUUCCUGCUCAACUCAUGAGCAGAACUUUGGGUAUUGGCUACUGGGAAUGGGGGCUGAAGUACGGAAAAAUUUACAGUAUUCAACUUGGACAACUUGAUGUUAUAGUGCUUACUGAUUUUGACUUGGCUAAAGAGGCCAAUGCCAAGGAAGAACUUGUGGACAGGCCACAGUUUGACUUCUGGCACUUCUUCAUGAAGUACAAGAAUGCAGGACUGAUCUUUGCCAAUGGCCAAGAUUGGAAGGUUAGAAGAAGGUUCACACUCAAACAUCUCAGAGACUUUGGAUUUGGAAAAUCCUCCAUGGAGCAAUUGAUUCUUGAUGAGAUGCGACAUCUGGCUGAUUCAAUCAACACUGAAAAAAACCCAAAAGGAUCCAUUGUGGAGCUGGAUUCAGGAUUGAAUGCUGCUGUGGGCAAUGUCAUCUGGUGGCUCACAGCAAACAGGAGAGUGGAUGGCAAAGACACUGAGAUGAAGAACAUCCUGGAAACAAUUGAUAGUCUCAGUCACUUUGACCUGACAAACAUAAUAUCUCUCAUACCAGCACUGAAGCCAUUUUUUCCUGAUUUCAUGCUGAAUCAUGAAAAGAGACUCAAAAGAAGGACAAGAGUUUAUGACUACAUGCAAGGACUCAUUGAUGAACACAGGCGCACUGUUGAUCCAACUGAACCCAGAGACCUCAUUGAUUGUUGUAUCAUUGAGCAGCAGAGGUUGAGAGAAAGUGGAGAGGAUGAUUCUUGCUUUGAAGGCAAGUGUCAGAAAUCACUUCUGAAUGAUAAGCUGGCAUGGACUCUGGCUGACCUGUUCAUAGCUGGUGCAGAAACCACAGCAACCACUCUUAGAUGGACCAUUUUGUACCUCAUCUCAUACCCAGAAGUCCAAGUAAAACUUCAUCAAGAAAUUGACAAAGGAACCAUUGUCACCACUGCACUGUAUGCAAUCCAUCAUGAUCCAAAGAAUUUCAAGAACCCUGAAAUCUUCUAUCCUGAAAGGUUCUUGGGUGAAGAUGGAAAUCUCAUUAAAAACCCAAAAAUCAUGCCUUUUCAAGCUGGAAAAAGGCAAUGCUUGGGAGAAACUCUGGCAAGGAUGAAUGCCUUCUUGGGCUUGGUUUACUUGCUGCAAACAUUCAAAUUUGAGAAAGUGCCAGGAUUUCACUACACCUUGGAACCAAAGAAGAGAGAAGAGGUUGUUCAUAUUGUACAAUUUGGACAGCAUGACAUUGUAGUACUAACUGACUUUGACCUGGCUAAAGAGGCCAAUGCCAGGGAAGAGCUUGUGGACAGACCACAGUUUGACUUUUACCACUUUUUCAUGAAGUACAAAAAUUCAGGGCUGAUCUUUGCCAAUGGCCAAGAUUGGAAGGUAAGAAGAAGAUUCACACUCAAACAUCUCAGAGCCUUUGGAUUUGGAAAAUCCUCCAUGGAACAACUGAUUCUAGAUGAGAUGCAACAUCUAGUUGAUUCAAUCAAUGUCAGCAACGGCGAUACUUCAAGAACAUUGGGGAUCCAUUGGGACCAAGCUCAACCUCAAAGAAGAGUGGAAAGCAAAGACACUGAGCUGAAAUAUGUCUUGGAAACUUUUGAUUGUCUCUGCCACUUUGACAUGGCAAACAUACUUUCUUUCAUUCCAUCACUGAAGCCAUUUGUGCCUGGUUUCCUGCUGAAUCAUGAAAAGAGACUCAAGAGAAGAACAAAAGUAUAUAACUACAUGCAAGGACUCAUUGAUGAACACAGGCACACUGUUGAUCCAACUGAACCCAGAGACCUCAUUGAUUGUUGCAUCAUUGAGCAGCAGAAGUUGAGAAAAAGUGGAGAAGAUGAUUCUUACUUUGAAGGAAAGUGUCAGAAAUCACUUAUGACAUCUUUGAAUCAUCUUUGGAAAUCAUGA
This is a messenger RNA of Notodromas monacha, 2022 nucleotides long. NCBI's taxonomy places the organism in Eukaryota, Metazoa, Arthropoda, Ostracoda, Podocopida, Cyprididae. The record is from the annotation of a GenBank genome assembly.